ACACAUCAAACCAAUCGACAACACCGUCGAAUCACCACAAUAAUGGCUCGCCGUCGCGUUAAGAAGCGCACUCACCUCGGCGCUAACAAUGGACCGGCGCCGCCUCAGAAUGCCUCUGGCAACCGUGAACCUAGAAGUAUGGUCAUCCGCGUUGGAGCCGGCGAAGUUGGCCCCAGUGUUAGCCAGCUUGUCAAGGACGUGCGAACUAUGAUGGAGCCAAAUACUGCAAGCCGGCUGAAAGAGAGAAAAAGUAACAAGCUGCGGGAUUUCACAACCAUGGCUGGCCCGUUGGGCGUAACUCAUCUUAUGUUGUUCUCUCGAUCCGCCUCUGGAAAUACAAAUUUCAGACUGGCGCUUACCCCGCGGGGCCCGACGUUGAAUUUCCGAGUGGAGAAAUACUCAUUGGGCAAGGAUGUGAAGAAGGCGAUGAAACGUCCGAAGGGUGCCGAAAAGGAUUUUUUGACUCCACCUUUGUUGGUGAUGAAUAAUUUUACAAGUCAAUCCGAGGAUUCAAAGGUGCCGAAACAUCUCGAGUCCCUUACGACUUCUGUUUUCCAAUCCCUGUUUCCGCCCAUCUCGCCGCAAAAGACUCCCUUGACAACUAUCCGACGUGUGCUACUUUUGAACCGUGAACCACCAAAAAAAGACGACGAUGGCGUCUACACCAUCAAUCUACGACAUUAUGCCAUCACCACCAAACGCACGGGAGUCUCAAAGGGUAUCCGGAGGUUGAAUGCCGCCGACAAGCUUGUCAGCUCUCAGGAGAAGAAGAAGAAGGGCAUGCCGAAUCUUGGCAAGCUUCAUGAUGUUGCAGACUAUCUAUUGGACCCGAGUGCCGGUGGCUACACGUCGGCUAGCGAUACUGAGCCUGAAACGGAUGCCGAGGUUGAAGUAUUGGAGUCCUCAACCCGCAAAGUCCUUAACAAGAGAGACAAGCAGCGAGCAAGAGCUGAGGGAAAGGCAGAAAAGGGCUCGACUGGCGUCGAAAAGAGAGCAGUCAAGCUUGUGGAACUUGGUCCCAGGAUGAAACUUCGAUUAACAAAGGUUGAGGAGGGAGUGUGCGGCGGUAAGGUCAUGUGGCAUGAAUACAUUCACAAAUCAAAAGAAGAAGUCAAGGCCAUGGACCAUACUUGGGACGCGCGCAGAAAGGAGAAGGAGCAGCGACGACAGCAACAAAAGGAGAACAUUGAGCGUAAACGCAAAGAUCGAAAGAAGUCAGGGGGCGAAGAAGAUGAAGAAGAGGGUGAGGACAGCGACGCGCCCAUGGACGACUAUGAUGAUGAGUGGGAAAGCGAUGUCCUGGACGAUGAUGCUGAAGUGGAAGAUGAUGAGGAUGAAAUGGAGGACGAAGCCGAAUCAGAAGACGAAUAGAUGUCCGAUCCGCCUUCGAGGACAAAAUACUUUUUCUGCAUGUGUGCUAUCUUCUUUUUCCAUUCUGGCGCCGGUUGGGUAAAAGGGCAUAGUAGAGAAUACAUUCAAUGAAUUUUGGACUGAUAUUAUUGACCGAG
Messenger RNA from Xylona heveae TC161, 1508 nucleotides. RefSeq names its product putative ribosome biogenesis protein Ssf2. The transcript is spliced from 3 exons. Gene Ontology annotation, cellular component: preribosome, large subunit precursor. Lineage: Eukaryota; Fungi; Ascomycota; Xylonomycetes; Xylonales; Xylonaceae. Gene Ontology annotation, biological process: rRNA processing; ribosomal large subunit assembly. The record is from RefSeq and is a predicted model, not a curated record. Gene Ontology annotation, molecular function: rRNA binding. Bases 43 to 1371 code for a protein of 442 amino acids.